Molecule: messenger RNA, 2868 nt
Organism: Adelges cooleyi (spruce gall adelgid)
Lineage: Eukaryota; Metazoa; Arthropoda; Insecta; Hemiptera; Adelgidae
Product: GATA zinc finger domain-containing protein 10-like
Exons: 6
Coding region: 779-2032 (417 amino acids)
Source: RefSeq, a predicted model, not a curated record
GAAGACGUCACUGUACACCUGUACACCUUCGCAGGCACUAAUACCGUAUUGAGCUUUUGACUGCGAUCUCCUAUUCUCAAAAACGUUUGUCUGGAUCAUCAAGGGUUUCCAUACGGCUGUCCUUCUUGCGCUACGCACAGGAAAGUGGUCGACGAGUUCGCUUGAUGCUCAGCACCUAGCUGCACCAUAGGAAGAAAAUGAACGGAAGUCGGUCAAGUCAACAGUGUGCCAUAAUACAGACGUUCCGGAUAAACGUUUCAAGUCCAGCGGUUCUAAAUUAAUCGGUAAACUGGUCAACGUUAAGUUUUUGAAAACAUGCAACAAGACCAUCAUAACGCCACUGAAAAUCAAUCGUGUUGAAUAUUCAGAGUCGUCGCACGAACAGAAGGAGCGAUCCGUAAAAGAGGAGGAGGAGGAGGAGGCGGCGGCGGAGGAGGAGAAAGUAGGGGGAGAACCCGAACAAAAGCAGCACGGGCAACAAGACGAAGUUGACGUUUUUGGUGUUCCGUCGUUGUGGACUUAUCAGGCUGACGUACCGGAACAUCAGGAUCACAAGGAUCAGAGUGUUCAACGCUCCUGGCCGGCUGACGGUCACGCUGAAAAUCAAGGCGGCCGCACGCUCGUCUCGGAGAAGAGCGGUCGCCCGAAGACGCGGUUAGGCGAUUCGUACUCGGCGCGCAAUCCGGUGGCCUACACGCCACCGCAAGCCAACUACAGCGGCAGCAGGCGGCGGCCUUUACCGUUCACCGACACCGAAUACGGCGACAGCACGGCCGACAUGCUACAACAGUACCAGCAGCAGCCGGACUACACGCCGUACGGCGGCAUGGGAGGCUACGGCGCCCAGCCAAACUCCGGUUACUUCAACUACGCCGGUUCCGAGUCGUCAUGGUUCAAUUCGCCGUCGGCCGGCGAUCAAUCGCAAAUGCACGGCGGUCUAUCGCACAACGCCUGCAGCAUUGGAGAUAACGGCGGGCACUAUAUGAACCACGGUUACCACCAUUCUCCGACAACGGGAGCGACAGGCACGUCUUCGGUUGAAUCAUUCGCUUCCACAGGCGGCCAUGGGGCGGCAGCGUCCCAACAGCCCGAAAUGGACCCCAUGGCGGACUUCCUAAACCACCAGAACAUAGACGAAAACGACAAGAUCAAGGAGGAGUCGAUCGACUGGCUCUCGACCAUUAUUAACGAUGACGGGACCGAUCACCGACCCGACGACGUCAAACUGGCAGUCGGUGAGCUGCCCGCACCCGCCGCCAAAAGCCAAGAGUCCAACGGUCGGUUACCCAAUUUUCACCAGGCGUUCGGGUCCACCGAGAUCGGUAGGUUCUCCCAACACGAGUAUUACGAACCACCCAAAGACGCACCGGCCAUUGGCGGCGAGUGCGGUCCUCCGCAACCGGUCGUCUCGCAGCAGUCGGACGAACCUGUCGCGCCGCAGCCGCCAAUGUCGUACGAACUGCCCAGGCAACCGAGCCGGCGGGGUCGUGGACAACGCGGUGGCGGCCAACACAGACGUAACAAAAACUCCAGAACGUCGGUGGCCGCCGCAGCCGCUGCCGCGGCCGCACAACAGUACGUCGGCUACGACAUGGCCGCUCGGCACCAGUCGCCGUACUCCCAUCAAGACCCGUACAACGGCCGGAGUCACCACCAACAGCGGUACCCGGAUCAACAGUACCACCAACACCAUCAUCAACAGCAACAUCCGGCCGCUUACCAGAGUCACGAGUACUACCGACAGCAGCAGCAGCAACAGCAACAGCAUCAGCAACAACACCAACAGCAUCAGCAGCAACAACAGUACGACCGGAUGCACCAUUAUCAGCCGCCAACCGCGGCGGCCGCUUCCGGUAACCAGUACUACGGCCAACGGGAACAGUACGCAGCCGGUUACAACCGGUUUCACUCGUGCUGUUCCACCGAAAACAUAGCCAGACCCAACCAUCAAAGCUACGGUGGCGGCGGGGGAGGUGGCGGCCCUGGCCCCGGCCAGUACUACGGCGAGUACAACGCGUACAACCAGUGGUGAAUCUGCACCCACCUAAAACCUUCAGCCAACCAUGUCGAAUAUUGUAACGUGUAUGUAUAUAUUAUAUAAGUACAACAGCAACGCGGAAAAAAUAUAUCAUACAUCAACUGUGAUACAUAUGUAAUAUUUAUUUAUGCAUAAUAUUUAUAAACAAAUAUUAUGUGUACGGAACGCCAAGUUGAUGAAUAUUAUGUACAACAAUGAUUGAAAACAAAACCAGAACACAAGAUUCGCCGAGAGGAAUAUCAACAUUUCUUUUUUCCCGGACACAUAAUAUUAUACUCAACGAGUCAAUUAAAUUAAAACGCAAAUUCCCGAUAUAUACUCAUUGUUUUUUGUUUUUUUUAAUAGCUUAUGAUCGCUCGUCGCGUUGUAUGUGUGUAUAGUUUUUCGAAGAAACGACAGCAAGACUUCAAAAAAUAAUUAAGACAAUUUUUGUACGCGUUGCCGCCGCUUGUUAUGCUGUCCAAAAAAAAAAAAACUGGAUUCUAUUCGACUACUCAGACGGCAAUUUAAGAUCUCUACAGAAGCUCUAAGUCCUCGAAAUGCUGCAAGACCGUGCAAUACGUUAUUUGGGUUCAGAAAGGCGCCACGUUCUCGACUGUUAAGGCGUUCAAAAAAAAAAAAAACAGAAAAAAGCGUACAAUAUUGUUCGAGAUGCCCGUAAACGCGACCGGUUUAAUUGUUUAUUAUAUAUAUUGUGAUGACUAAUAUUAUUCGUUGCUAUACUAUAUAUAGUAUAUAAGUCCUUGUGCCUUAUUAAUUAACGGUUAAUAUUACGGUAAAUCAUACACCAGUAUAAAAUAAAAUUUAUUGAAAUUUACUAUUAAUAAUAA